AUGUCCGCUCAACCUAAUCAAAAGAAAGAGUACAAGCGUGUUUCGCGCGAUGAAGUCGCCAAGCACAACAAACCCGACGAUCUCUGGAUCAUUGUCGACAGUUACGUGUACGACCUGAGCGACUUUAUUGAUGUCCACCCGGGUGGCGAGGCUGUUCUGCAACAGCCUGACAUUGCGGGCCAAGAUGCAACAGAGACGUUUUUUGGUCUGCACAAUGUUGCCAUCCUGCAACGCCCGGGCACGCAGAAGAUGAUUGUUGGGCAGAUCGAGGGCGAAGAGUCGGAGGUGCGCUACCCUCAGGCCGGUGAGCUUUCGCAAGUCCCAUAUGCAGAGCCUACCUGGCUGCUGCCCAAGUACAAGUCGCCGUACUACAACGAGUCGCACCGCCGCCUCCAGAGAGAGAUGCGGACUUUGGUCGACAAGUACGUCACGCCCGAGGCGCAGGUUCGCGAGGCGGACGGCAAGCGUCCCGACCCCAAGCUUGUGCAAAUGUUUGGCAAGCUUGGCCUGAACGCUAUGCGCCUGGGCCCUGGUAAACACCUCCAUGGCCGCAAACUAUUUGCCGAUAUCAAGCCCGAAGAGUUUGACUACUUCCACGAGAUGAUUAUUACUCAAGAGCUUACUCGCUGUGGCUACCGUGGAUUCAUGGAUGGAUUUAAUGGUGGUAUGGUCAUUGGACUGCCGCCUAUUCUCAACUUUGGCUCUGACGAUUUGAAGAAGGAGAUUGUCGAGCCCGUUUUGGCCGGCGAAAAGUUUAUUUCGCUUGCAAUUACUGAAGCGUUUGCCGGUAGCGAUGUUAUGGGCUUGAAGACGUACGCAAAGAAGACCGAAGACGGCGAGCAUUACAUUGUCAACGGCACCAAGAAGUGGAUUACCAACGGCCACUUUGCCGACUACUUUACUACCGCCGUGCGCACGGACGAGGGCUUUGGUGUCAUUUUGAUCCCGCGUGCUCUUGGCGUGGAAACGCGACAGUUGCACACGUCCUAUUCUACCUCUGCAGGCACUGCAUUUGUCAUGUUCAACAAUAUCAAGGUGCCUAGCCGCUACUUGGUCGGCGUUGACGGCAUGGGUAUUCCGAUUGUCCUUUCCAACUUUAACCAUGAACGCUGGGUUAUGUGCUGUGGUGUUUCCCGUGGCUCCCGCGCUGUAUGCGAGGUGCUGUUUAAAUGGAUGAUGCAGCGCAAGGUAUUCGGCAAGCCGCUGUCGAACCAGGCUGUUGUGCGUCAAAAGCUUGGAUUCCUGUUUGCACAGAACGAGGCUUGCCAGGCUUAUUUGGAGAACAUUACGUAUCAGAUGAACAACAUGGACUACAAGGAUCAGGCCAAGCACCUUGCUGGUCAGAUUGCAUUGAUGAAGGCGUGGAUGACGCGUGUUUCGCACGAAGUGGCAGACAAUGGUGUACAAAUUAUGGGUGGCCGUGGUCUUACUAAGACGGGGUUGGGUGCGCCGAUUGAGAUGUACAACCGCACGUACAAGUUUGAUGCUAUUCUCGGAGGCACCGAAGAGAUCAUGGCUGACCUUGGUGUUAGACAGGCGAUCCGUGCCUUCCCCAAGGACGCUCGUCUUUAG
Messenger RNA from Malassezia vespertilionis, 1572 nucleotides. RefSeq lists its product as uncharacterized. The coding region runs from base 1 to 1572 and encodes 523 amino acids. Gene Ontology annotation, molecular function: acyl-CoA dehydrogenase activity; heme binding; flavin adenine dinucleotide binding. Lineage: Eukaryota; Fungi; Basidiomycota; Malasseziomycetes; Malasseziales; Malasseziaceae. The transcript is spliced from 2 exons. The record is from RefSeq and is a predicted model, not a curated record.